UAUGUAGUUGACAAUCCAGAAGCGCAAUACACAGUUCCCAAGAACAAGGGACGCGAAGCCAUGGUAUACCUCACAUACAUAAUUGGUAAUUAUGACAGACUUCCGGAGCUCUUAGUGUUCAUGCACGCUGAGAGAUAUAACGAUGACCCGAUCUACGACGGAGUUCCUUUGCUGCAAAAUCUCCAGAUUCCCUACCUCAUCUCUCAAGGCUAUACGAAUCUUCGUUGCGUCUGGACAUUGGGUUGUCCUUCGGAACUCAAGCUUGGAGAGCGUUCUCAAGAGACUUCUUCAGAUCCUAACUCCGCCAAAACCACAGAAUCCGCCUACCCUACGGCCUUCAAGGCUCUCUUUCCAGGCGAAGAACUCCCAGACAUUGUUGGAGUGGCUUGUUGCACGCAGUUCGCAGUUACUCGACAACAGAUCCAUGAACGACCGAUUGAAGAUUAUUAUCGAUUCCGAAACUGGACAAUGGAAACAGACCUGGAAGACGGUGUUAGCGGACGAGUCCUCGAAUACAGUUGGCAUAUCAUCUUCGGGAAGAAGGCGAUACAUUGUCCGAAUGCGAUGGAGUGUUAUUGUAACGUUUACGGACUUUGUAGCUUAGAGUGUAAAGAAGAAGGGAGAUGUGGUGAGCGAUGGCCAUACCCGCCAUUCGCGUCGUUGCCGAGUGGAUGGCCUGGAAUUGGCUGGGAUGGAGAGCCAAGGGAUGCAGAAAAGCUCGCAGAGCUCAGAGAGACGGCUAUGACUGAGUUGUAA
This is a messenger RNA of Mollisia scopiformis, 756 nucleotides long. RefSeq lists its product as uncharacterized. Lineage: Eukaryota; Fungi; Ascomycota; Leotiomycetes; Helotiales; Mollisiaceae. The record is from RefSeq and is a predicted model, not a curated record. The annotation marks the transcript as partial. The transcript is spliced from 2 exons.